This is a messenger RNA of Mesocricetus auratus (golden hamster), 3657 nucleotides long. RefSeq names its product AGBL carboxypeptidase 2 (gene Agbl2). The transcript is spliced from 19 exons. Lineage: Eukaryota; Metazoa; Chordata; Mammalia; Rodentia; Cricetidae. The coding region runs from base 338 to 2935 and encodes 865 amino acids. The record is from RefSeq and is a predicted model, not a curated record. Gene Ontology annotation, biological process: proteolysis. Gene Ontology annotation, molecular function: metallocarboxypeptidase activity; zinc ion binding.
CCUCCUUCCGCUUCUGGCUCCCGGUUGCUAGGCUGCCAGGGUCCGCGCGGAAAGCUCCCGCAGGGCCCUGCUUUCGACCCUUGACCUUUCCUUUUCAACUGCUCUGAGGCGACCCGGCACGUGCCUCCCACCCGGUUCCUUCCCCCUUUCUGCGGCGUCCUGGUGUCGGGCACGUCUUCUCAGCGUAAGCUAAGCAUGGGGCCAGCGAGGGUCCCGGUGAGUCUGGAGGACCAGGCGCGAGGACACGCAGUGCAGCGCGACUCCUCAGGCAGAGAUUGCAGCCGGGUGCGGUGCUGCUACUGACUCGCCUGCAUCAUACUUACUAUGCGGCAGUAACAUGUUCCCGGCGUUGGAAACAGACCUAAAGCAGGAGACGCUUCCUGACCCCUAUGAGGAUUUUAUGCACCAUCACCUCCAGUAUUAUGGAUACUUUAAAGCCCAAAAAAGCAAUCUACCAAAUUCUGCUACUCACCAUCGUGUUUGGAAGACUAGCCCUCGGUACAUGUUGAAUGGCUCUUUUGGAGAGAAAGAUGAUUUGAUCUCGGACACCUUGGAAACUGAGACGUUUCUAUGGCCUACCUAUUUAUCUUCAGCUGGGCACGCUCAGGUAGACGCUGUAAACCGAGAUUCACUUAUGCUGAGUUCGCCACUUCUUAGGAGUAGACAGCUUCUUUAUGAUGACCUGGAUGAAGUGAACCCACGUCUUCGAGAACCCCGAGAGCUCUUCUCAAUUUUCUCCAGUCGGGGGCCACUGCAGGCUCCAAGAUGGCCAAUAGAGUGUGAGGUCAUCAAGGAAAACAUUAGUCAUAUUGAAUGGGUUCCACCUCAACCAGAGUAUUUCUACCAGCCUACAGGAGACGAAAAGGUACCGGAGAUUGUGGGAGAAGAGCAAGGCACGGCUGUUUACCAGUUAGAUUCAGUCCCCACAGAAGGUGCCUACUUCACCAGUUCCAGAAUAGGAGGCAAACGAGGAAUUAUCAAGGAACUUGCUGUUACAUUGCAAGGGCCGGAAGAUAAUACUCUAUUGUUUGAAUCGAGGUUUGAAAGUGGGAAUCUGCAGAAAGCUGUCAGAGUAGGCAUCUAUGAGUAUGAACUCACCUUGCGAACUGACCUCUAUACAGACAAACACACCCAGUGGUUUUACUUUAGGGUUCAGAAUACCAGAAAAGACGUCACCUACCGCUUCACCAUUGUCAACUUGCUGAAGCCCAAGAGCCUUUAUGCAGUAGGGAUGAAACCUCUUAUGUACUCUCAGUUGGAUGCCAUCACCUACAACAUAGGCUGGAGAAGAGAAGGCCAGGAGAUCAAGUACUACAAGAACACCACGGAUGAUGGGCAGCAGCCCUUGUACUGCCUCACCUGGACCGUUCAGUUUCCUCAUGACCAGGACACUUGCUUCUUCGCCCACUUUUACCCCUACACUUACACUGACUUGCAGUGCUAUCUCUUGUCAAUUGCAAACAACCCCAUCCAGUCUCAGUUUUGCAAGCUCCGAGCUCUGUGCAGGAGCCUAGCGGGGAACACCGUCUACUUGCUCACCAUCACCAAUCCAUCCAGGACCCCUCAGGAGGCAGCCGCAAAGAAAGCGGUGGUGCUGAGUGCCAGAGUCCACCCUGGAGAAAGUAAUGGCUCCUGGAUCAUGAAAGGCUUCUUGGACUUCAUCCUUAGCAACUCCCCAGACGCCCAGCUCCUCAGGGACAUCUUUGUCUUCAAGGUGAUUCCCAUGUUAAACCCAGAUGGCGUGAUUGUGGGGAAUUACCGGUGUUCGUUGGCUGGAAGGGACUUGAACAGGCAUUAUAAAACUGUUCUUAAGGACUCUUUCCCUUGCAUUUGGUACGCCAAGAAUAUGAUCAAAAGACUCCUGGAAGAAAGAGAGGUUCUCUUGUAUUGUGAUUUCCAUGGUCACAGCCGCAAGAACAAUAUCUUCCUGUAUGGCUGUAACAGCAACAGUCGUAAGCAUUGGCUUCAUGAGCGUGUCUUCCCUUUAAUGUUGAGCAAAAAUGCACCAGAUAAGUUCUCUUUUGACAGUUGUAACUUUAAGGUCCAAAAAUGCAAAGAAGGGACGGGACGAGUUGUGAUGUGGCGGAUGGGCAUCAUAAACAGCUACACCAUGGAGUCUACCUUUGGCGGGUCCACGCUGGGUAGUAAAAGAGACACCCAUUUUACUGUUGAGGACCUGAAGUCUCUAGGUUAUCAUGUCUGUGACACUAUCCUGGAUUUCUGUGAUCCUGACCAGACCAAGUACACUCAGUGUCUACAAGAGCUUAAGGAGCUCUUACAACAGGAAAUCCACAAGAAGCUCAAUAACUUGGGACAAGAUAUGGACUUAGAAGGAAGCUGGAGUGACAUUCCUUUGUCAGACAUUGAAUCCAGCACCAGUGGCUCUGACAGCUCCCUCUCGGAUGGCCUUCCUGCUCACCUGCUGAACUUAGCAGACGAGUUGAAUCAGAAGGCGAUGUUGAAGAAGCCAAAAAAGAAGAGACUCCAGACUAGAAAACAGCGAAAUGAGCAGUACCAGAAGAACUAUUUGAUGCGGGAGCUAAAGCUGACAGAGAACAACACCCCAGGAAGGGCAAGAUUUCCUCCUACUCUGCAAAAGCAGCCUACUUUUUUGAAAAAUCCUGAGAAUUCUAGUUCUUCAAUAAUGAGAAAUGAAAAACCAAGGCUCAAUGAGACACAAUUAAGUGGAAGAGACAAAGGCACCUCCCUGGAUCCACCAUUGACCAGCCUGGUUCUACCUAAGAAUAAAGACAUAACUCAGAGUAAGAAGCCAGGCUUUACAGCAUCAUGCUCUCCAAAGAGAAGCACAAACUCCAGCCUAGGGCCAGCUCCAGAUGUCAAGCCAAACUGGCCUAAGACUAGAUACCCUGCCACAAGGAAAGACCGCACCCCCAUGGUGGCGUACCCAUCCUUACACAUAUACACAUACCCGUAGGCGUACUUUUGCUGGGACACGCAGGUGCUGCCUCCAAAGGUUCUGGGUAGUUUUAUUGGCGUUUGUUUUGUUUUGUUUCCCAGACUGUGUUGGGAACCAAACCUAGGGCACUGAGUAUACUCGGCAAGUGCUUUAUCAUUUAGCUGCGUCUCCAGCUCCCUUGAAAAGGUUGUGGGUUAUACACAUUUUACGAGAGGAAGUCUAUGGAUGCAAUGGAAGCUCUGCUUAUAGUGUACCGUGCUGUGCCUUCGCCACACGCUGACCUGCACUCUCUACUCCCCUGUUGUGUACAUAUGGGCAGAUGCAUACCUCAUGAAUUCAGUAAUUUUAUUCUAAGACUAGAUUAUAUUUUGAUGUAUAGAAAAGUCUUUAUUGAAAGUUGAAGCAUAUACUCAUGAAAAGACAGCAUAUAUAUAUAUAUAUAUAUACCUCAUUUUAAGCCAAUAGAUGUUCCCUCUAAAGUUAGAUGCAAAUCAGUUUUUAAAAGAUGAAACUGUUUUUAAAUGUGUUUUGGGAAUGUGCCAUAUGAAAAAGUCUAUGUCAAAGUUUCCAAACGGUAAAUGACCAGUCAGACUGUGGUGUUAUCGGGUUUGCUCAAAAUGAGGUAUUUCUACAUAGAAAAAAAUUAAAUGUAUUACUCAUAAUUUAAUGUUGCAUAUAUUAGGUUCAACAAGGCUGUGUAAAUUUUUUAAGUCAACAAUUAAAAUUCUUUUUCUCUGUUA